CACCGGGCGCUGCACGCUCGUCUUCCUCUGCGCGCUGCAGCUGGUCAACUGCUGUCAGAGGUGAGGAGUUCAGCAAAUCCAGGACCUUCCAGUUUUCAGCUGGCAGCAUUAGAAAGGCAGAUCUUUGACUUUCUUGGUUUCCAGUGGGCUCCUAUUCUUGGAAAUUUUCUACAAAUAAUAGUCGUGAUAUUGGGUUUGUUUGGGACCAUACAAUUUAGACCUCGAUACAUAGUUGUGUACACUGUGUGGACUGCGCUCUGGGUCACGUGGAAUGUUUUCAUUAUCUGCUUCUAUUUGGAAGUAGGCGGACUUUCCAAGGAAACUGAUCUUAUGACCUUUAACAUCUCAAUGCAUCGUUCUUGGUGGCGAGAGCAUGGGCCCGGCUGCAUACGGAGGGUGGUACGUCCGUCAGCCCCUGGAAUCCUAGAUGAUUACUCCUACGUCUCUGUGACAGGCUGCAUAAUUGACUUCCAGUACCUAGAGGUCAUUCACAGUGCCAUCCAAAUAUUACUGUCCAAAAUGAAAAGGACCUUAUUUGGAGCAAUCAUCCUCUUCAAAGGGAAGACAGUUAUGGAGAACGGUAUUGUUCCUUAAUGCUGCUCAAGGAACCUUACAUUACUCAGAACCAAUGUGAUAGUCUGAUGUUCAACUGCUUUGUAAAACAGUUCCAGCUGCCAGAUCUCUAACUAAUAAUAUCCAAUAGAAAAAAGACCUUUCAAGACAUUAUCCCAACUGAUGUGUAACAUGUUAUGAUAACAGGUAUUGCUGUAUUUUAAUUUCCUGGAAACUUUCAGCUGCUGCUAUGUAAAUUUAGCAAUGUGAUAAUUAAA
Messenger RNA from Alligator sinensis (Chinese alligator), 830 nucleotides. RefSeq names its product sodium/potassium transporting ATPase interacting 3 (gene NKAIN3). Lineage: Eukaryota; Metazoa; Chordata; Crocodylia; Alligatoridae. The annotation marks the transcript as partial. Gene Ontology annotation, biological process: regulation of sodium ion transport. The record is from RefSeq and is a predicted model, not a curated record. The transcript is spliced from 6 exons.